CUGACACGGGAGCCGAGGGGUAUUUGAAAAACGGAAUGCGACUCUUUCAGAAUCUGUGAUAUUUCCAGCGAGAAAGCACCAAUUUGUACACCAUCCUUUAAAAGGGAGCAUGUUCAAGUAACAGGUGUCGGUGGUGGGAUCUCUUAAGCUCCUCCCCUCAGCUGGAGCCCCUGUUCUGUAGAUCAGGAGACCCCGUUUCUCCACUCGCAUUGACUCAGCAGGAGUGAAGAUGAGGAAGUUUGCCUACUGUAAGGUAGUGUUGGUGACCUCUCUGGUGUGGGUCAUGUUGGACAUGUUCAUCUUGCUCUACUUCAGCGAGUGCAAUAAAUGUGACGACAAGAAAGAGAGAGGACUACCGGGGCGAGGCGAAGUGAUUCAGAGGGCACAUGACGGUCCUGGGGAGAUGGGGAAAGCGGUGGUGAUUCCUAAAGAGCAGCAGGAGAAGAUGAAGGAGAUGUUUAAAAUCAACCAGUUUAACCUGAUGGCCAGCGAGAUGAUCGCACUCAACCGUACCUUACCAGACGUCAGGCUGGAGGGGUGUAAGAAUAAGCUGUAUCCUGAUGAUCUUCCUCGUACGAGCGUGGUGAUAGUUUUUCACAAUGAAGCAUGGACCACUCUGCUUCGCACUGUCCACAGUGUCAUCAACAGGUCUCCACGGCACUUACUGGAGGAGGUGGUACUGGUGGACGACGCCAGUGAAAGAGAUUUCCUGAAGCGUCCGUUAGAGCAGUACGUGCGUCGACUGGAGGUGCCGGUGAGGGUGGUGCGGAUGGAGCAGCGAUCCGGUUUGAUCCGCGCCCGGCUGAAGGGGGCGGCGAUCUCCACGGGUCAGGUGAUCACUUUUUUGGACGCCCACUGCGAAUGCACCGUAGGCUGGUUGGAACCUCUCCUCGCACGUAUCAAACUGGACAGGAGAACAGUGGUGUGUCCUAUCAUAGACGUGAUCAGCGAUGACACGUUUGAGUACAUGGCGGGAUCAGACAUGACCUACGGUGGUUUUAACUGGAAGCUGAAUUUCCGCUGGUAUCCAGUCCCACAGAGAGAAAUGGACCGACGGAAAGGAGACCGAACACUGCCCGUCAGGACUCCCACUAUGGCUGGUGGCUUGUUUUCCAUAGACAGAGACUAUUUCCAGGAGAUCGGAACGUACGACGCUGGCAUGGACAUCUGGGGUGGAGAGAACCUGGAGAUCUCAUUCAGAAUCUGGCAGUGUGGGGGAACCCUGGAGAUCGUAACGUGUUCUCACGUGGGCCACGUGUUCCGUAAAGCCACUCCUUACACGUUCCCCGGCGGGACCGGACAGAUCAUCAACAAGAACAACAGACGCCUGGCCGAGGUCUGGAUGGAUGAGUUUAAGAACUUCUUCUACAUCAUCUCUCCAGGUGUGACAAAGGUGGACUACGGGGAUAUUUCCUCCAGGACGUCUCUAAGACAGAGAUUACAGUGCAAACCGUUCUCCUGGUACCUGGAACACAUCUACCCCGAUUCCCAGAUACCACGCCACUACUACUCACUGGGAGAGAUUCGUAACGUGGAGACUAACCAGUGUUUGGAUAACAUGGCCCGGAAAGAGAACGAGAAAGUGGGAAUUUUCAACUGUCACGGCAUGGGAGGCAAUCAGGUGUUCUCGUACACAGCCAAUAAGGAGAUCCGUACGGACGACCUGUGUCUGGACGUGUCUAAACUCAACGGGCCUGUUAUGAUGCUGAAGUGCCACCAUCUCAAAGGCAAUCAGCUAUGGGAGUAUGACCCUGUGAAGCUGACCCUGCUGCAUGUGAACAGUAACCAGUGUCUGGACAAAGCGUCUGAGGAGGACAGUCAGGUCCCCAGCGUGCGAGACUGCACAGGGGGUCGUUCCCAGCAGUGGCUUCUCCGCAACGUCACGCUGCCCGAGAUGUUCUGA
Molecule: messenger RNA, 1903 nt
Organism: Chanos chanos (milkfish)
Lineage: Eukaryota; Metazoa; Chordata; Actinopteri; Gonorynchiformes; Chanidae
Gene: galnt1
Product: UDP-N-acetyl-alpha-D-galactosamine:polypeptide N-acetylgalactosaminyltransferase 1
Exons: 13
Coding region: 230-1903 (557 amino acids)
Biological process (GO): protein O-linked glycosylation
Cellular component (GO): Golgi apparatus
Molecular function (GO): polypeptide N-acetylgalactosaminyltransferase activity
Source: RefSeq, a predicted model, not a curated record